Chrysoperla carnea is the source of this 1828-nucleotide messenger RNA. It is a transcript of the gene Bx42, whose product is annotated as puff-specific protein Bx42. Gene Ontology annotation, cellular component: spliceosomal complex. The record is from RefSeq and is a predicted model, not a curated record. Bases 150 to 1772 code for a protein of 540 amino acids. The transcript is spliced from 7 exons. Gene Ontology annotation, biological process: mRNA splicing, via spliceosome. NCBI's taxonomy places the organism in Eukaryota, Metazoa, Arthropoda, Insecta, Neuroptera, Chrysopidae.
AUAAGAUGGCUGUCAGAAAAAUUACCGUACAUAAAAAUAUUUAGUAAUUAUAUUUGUGUGCAAUUAUAAUGAGUAAUUAGAAUGCAUUAAUUUUUUUAUUUAAAAAAAAUUUAUUAUUUAUAUUUCAAAAAUUAUUAAUAUUUCACAAUAUGUCGCUAUCAAGUAUAUUACCUGCGCCAUCCCAGCCAGUUUGGGAUAGGGAUGACGAAAGAAGAAAACAAAAACUUGUUCGAGAUUCUACAGUACUAGUUAUUGCUCAACCCGUAGCACCACCUUAUGGCGAACGUAAAGGGUGGAUACCGCGACACCCAACUGAUUUUGGAGAUGGAGGUGCGUUUCCAGAAAUUGCCGUUGCUCAAUACCCUUUGGGCAUGGGACAAAAGGGUAAAGAAUCUACUUCAAAUGCGUUAGCUGUUCAAUUAGAUGCUGAAGGAAAAGUUAAAUACGAUGCAAUUGCUAGGCAAGGACAUUCAAAGGAUAAGAUAAUAUAUUCAAAAUUAACAGACUUAUUACCUGCAGAAGUUGUAGCUGAAGAUGAUCCAGAAUUACAAAAACCUAGCGCAGAAGAGAUUGAUGAAAUCGCAGAACAGACUCGACAAGCUUUACAAAAGUUAACUUCUAGUAAAAUUGCUGCGGCUAUGCCUGUAAGAUGUGCUGAGAAACAAGGUCCUCCACAAUACAUUCGUUACACACCUAGUCAACAAGGCUCCGCUUACAAUUCAGGUGCUAAGCAACGUGUUAUUCGUAUGGUUGAUGCACAAGUAGAUCCAAUUGAACCUCCAAAAUUUAAAAUUAAUAAGAAAAUUCCUCGAGGACCACCUAGCCCACCGGCACCUGUUUUACAUUCACCUACCAGAAAAGUUACUGUAAAGGAACAAAGAGAAUGGAAAAUUCCACCAUGUAUAUCUAAUUGGAAGAACGCAAAAGGUUACACGAUUCCAUUGGAUAAACGUCUAGCUGCAGAUGGUCGGGGUUUACAACAAGUUCACAUUAAUGAAAAUUUCGCAAAAUUAGCUGAAGCUUUAUACAUUGCCGAUCGUAAAGCACGAGAAGCUGUAGAAAUGCGUGCACAACUUGAAAAGAAAUUAGCACAGAAAGAAAAAGAAAAGAAAGAGGAUCAUUUAAGAAUGUUAGCUCAAAAGGCACGUGAUGAACGUGCUGGUAUAAAAGUAGCUCCAAGCAAUUCAAUGAACGAAGAAGAACGUGAACGUGAAAUGCUAAGAGCAGAUCGACAUAAAGAAAGAGCACGAGAUCGUAAUUUAGCCAGAGCAGCACCCGAUAAACGAUCUAAGUUACAGAAAGAAAGAGAGCGUGAUAUAUCUGAACAAAUUGCCCUGGGUAUGCCAGCUAAAACUGCAAUGACUGGUGAAGGGCAAUUUGAUCAACGAUUAUUUAAUCAAUCGGGUGGUAUGGGACAAGGCUUUACGGACGAUGAAGCAUAUAAUGUAUAUGAUAAACCAUGGCGUGAACAAAAUUCCUUGGGAACACACUUAUAUAGACCUAGCAAAAAUUUGGAUAAAGAAAUCUAUGGAGAUGAUUUAGAAAAAAUCGUUAAAAGUAAUAGAUUUGUACCUGAUAAAGAAUUCAGUGGCACUGAUCGUAACAUGCAAAGAUCUGGUCCAGUACAAUUUGAACGUGACGAAGAUCCUUUCGGUUUAGAUCAGUUCUUGACCCAAGCUAAACGUGCCUCUAAACGUAAAGAUGGACCAUCAGCAUCGAGCAGUUCAAAUGAUCGUUCAAAUGAAAAAGAUAAACGAAAGAGGCGUGAUUAAAGUAGCUUUAAUUUUACAUUAAUUUUUAGAUUUUAUUAUUAAAUAAUAAUUAUUAU